UUUGCUUCCCCUCAUGUCCUUCUGGAAAACUUUGGUGCUCUGUGAGCAAAAGUUAGCCAAGAUUCACCCCUGGGAAAUCCUGAAGGUGUCAGAAAAGCCACAGAUGUCCUUCCUGCGCACAGUCUGAUACUUGUUUACAAGAUCACACACACACAGGUGUCCACACUCUGACACACUGACCCACUUUCUCAUCCUGCGUUCACAUAGUUUAGCGAUCUACGUGCACUCAUUCAAACAGAGCGACCAUGCCGACUGACACGAACUAAUCAACCAAACAAGGGACUGACUGGGCUGACUGUCUUCUGUGAAAACAAACCCAAACUUGUUCAUUUCCCACAGAUGCAGAUUCAAUAUUCAGCUCCUGUGCACACAGCAGUGCAGAGAUGCGGGUCCAUGUUUUCCCGCACUCACGUGUACCCGCCGCUCCGCGUCAAGCUGUCGCUGAAGAGAGGAGAGCUCAUUAAAGGAGCAGCUCCUGCUGUCCCAUAUCAUCAUCAUCGUCGUCAUCAUCAUCAUCAUCAGCAGCAGCAGCAGCAGCAGGAGCCAGGCUUCCCCCAGUCACUGUCGGUCAGGGCUCCAGGUGAACGGCGCCUUCUCAACCUCCAGAGCACCAAACUCAGACGGGAACCAUGCUUUUAAUGACUCAAUAAACCUCACUAGCGUCAAAAUGAAACGUGGAAGGUCUGUUCUCAACUCCAAAUGCCCCAUCUUCCCCUACCAUGAGAAACCAGGAAAAAGACACAAGCCCAACUUUGCGCUGUCUCCACCAACAGACUGGGGCAACCUGCCCUACUGCAUCGUUCUGCAGAUCUUCCAGCACUUGUCCCUGGUGGACCGGGCUCGAUCCUCAUCCGUGUGCCGGUGCUGGAACGACGUGUUUCACAUGCCCGACCUGUGGCGACGGUUCGAGUUUGAGCUCAAUCAGCCAGCCACGUCUUACUUGCGCUCCACUCACCCCGACCUGAUUCAGCAAAUCAUCAAGAAGCACGCCCAACACCUGCAGUAUGUUAGCUUCAAAGUUGACAGUAGCACAGAGUCUGCAGAGGCAGCCUGCGACAUUCUCUCUCAGCUGGUGAACUGCACCAUCAAAACCUUAGGGUUGAUUUCCACAGCGCGGUCCAGCUUCAUGGAUGUGUCUCAGGCCCACUUUGUCUCUGCUCUGACAGUCGUGUUUGUGAACUCCAAGUCUCUGUCGUCCAUCAAGAUCGAUGACACCCCGGUGGAUGAUCCAUCUCUGAAGGUGUUGGUGGCCAACAACAGCGACACCUUGAAGCUUCUGAAGAUGAGCAGCUGUCCUCAUGUCUCCCCAGCAGGCAUUUUGUGUGUGGCAGAUCAGUGCCAUGGCCUCCGAGAACUGGCGCUAAACUACCAUCUCCUCAGUGAUGAGCUCCUGCUUGCUUUGUCCUCUGAAAAGCACGUCCACUUGGAGCAUCUCCGCAUCGACGUGGUAAGCGAAAACCCUGGCCAGACUCACUUUCACACCAUCAAGAGAAACAGCUGGGAGGCUCUGGUCCGUCACUCCCCCAAGGUCAACAUCGUCAUGUACUUUUUCCUCUACGAAGAGGAGUUUGGGCCCUUCUUCUGCGAGGAGACCCCGGUCACCCACCUGUACUUUGGCCGGGCUGUGAGUAAAGAAAUGCUGGGCCGCAUCGGGCUGAACUGCCCCCGGCUGGUGGAGCUGGUGGUGUGCGCCAACGGCCUCAAUCCACUGGACGAGGAACUGAUCCGCAUCGCAAAGCGCUGUAAAAGCCUGACAGCCAUCGGGCUGGGUGAGUGCGAGGUGACCUGCAGUGGCUUUGUGGAGUUUGUGAAGACGUGCGGGGGCAGACUGACGCAGCUGUCGAUCAUGGAGGAGGUGUUGAUUCCAGAUAACAGCUACAACAUGGAGCAGAUCCACAGUGAGGUGUCGAAGCACCUGGGCCGCCUGUGGUUCCCUGAUAUGAUGCCCACCUGGUAAAGUGAUAGUAAAUGGACAACAGCCAGUGACAGCAUAACCUAUCUGGACAUCGAAUAAGGGACCUUUUAGGCCUUAUUCAAACAAAAACCAAAUCAAACCAAAGCUAUGUUGCUAUUUUACUUUUUGAAAAGUUCCUUUAAAACACCAAAUAAUUUCUAGAAAUAUUGUCAUUGUUUAUCUAUUUCAGUUUUUUUAAAGCAGAGACCUAAACAGAGGAAUGCAACAUAAGAAAAAACAAUGUUACAAAAGCUCUGGUUCUGUCUAUAAGUCAUUUAGCCAAAGGUUAAUUUACAGACCCUACCCUGAUUAGGCAUUAUAAGCCAACCUUUAAAACUAAUAACACCAAGAAAUAUGUAAAAUUAACAGUAGUUAGUUUUACAUAUGUAGCUUAUAUAUAUAUAUAUAUAUAUAUAUAUAUA
Messenger RNA from Xiphophorus hellerii (green swordtail), 2376 nucleotides. It is a transcript of the gene fbxl3l, whose product is annotated as F-box and leucine-rich repeat protein 3, like. Lineage: Eukaryota; Metazoa; Chordata; Actinopteri; Cyprinodontiformes; Poeciliidae. The coding region runs from base 668 to 1957 and encodes 429 amino acids. The transcript has 5 exons. Gene Ontology annotation, molecular function: protein binding. Gene Ontology annotation, cellular component: mitochondrion. The record is from RefSeq and is a predicted model, not a curated record.